Messenger RNA from Vigna unguiculata (cowpea), 2422 nucleotides. RefSeq names its product putative serine/threonine-protein kinase PBL25. Gene Ontology annotation, molecular function: ATP binding; protein kinase activity. Gene Ontology annotation, biological process: protein phosphorylation. The record is from RefSeq and is a predicted model, not a curated record. NCBI's taxonomy places the organism in Eukaryota, Viridiplantae, Streptophyta, Magnoliopsida, Fabales, Fabaceae.
CCUCAUUGCAGGAGAUUAACCUUGUCGUUUAUGCAUAGUUUCACCAUCCUUUCUUCCUCCUCUGGUCAUCUCUUCAGCUUUCUUGUAGUUUCUGCUUCUUUCACAGGACAAGGGUCCUUCAAUGUCAUUUGGGGGGCCCUCGUUCUUUAGUUUUGCAACUUUCUAUUCAUUGAUUCAACCUAUAGUUCAGUGAGAGAGAUAUUUUUGUCAUCGUUUCUGCGUCAAAGUAAAUUUGUUGAGAAGUUUUUGUCAAAUCUUCCACCAUAAUUUCUUCCAGAUUCGUUAUUUGGUAUACACACUGUGAAAGGUUAUAAGCAUGAAUUGCUUCCCUUGUUGUGCACCUAAGAAAAGCCUGAGCAAGAGGGAACAUGAUGCUCCAGCACCAGCACCGGAACCUGAAGCAGCAGCAGCAGCAGGAGGAGCACCAGCAGCAGCACCAGCACCAGCACCAGCACCAGAAAUAAAGAAACAAAAAUCAGAUGAUCAAAUCUCAGUUGAUCCUGAAAAUAUUAAGGUAAGGGCUUUCACGUUCCGUGAGCUAGCAACAGCAACAAAGAAUUUCCGACAGGAUUGUCUGUUGGAUGAAGGAAUUUUCGGGAGAGUAUACAAAGGAGUAAUUCCUGCCACCGGCCAGCUUGUGGCCGUGAAGCAACUCGAUCGAAAUGGGAUCGGUAAGGAAUUUCUGGGUGAUGUUUCUGAUCUAAGUCUGAUGCAGCAUGAGAAUCUGGUAAAUCUCAUUGGUUAUUGUGCCGAUGGUGAUCAACGUCUUUUGGUUUACGAGUUGUUUUCUGGGCGCACUCUUGAAAGCCGUCUUUUUGAGAAUAAAGAGGAUGAAGGACCACUAAGCUGGUUUGACAGAAUGAAAAUAGUUGCGGGUGCUUCUAAAGGGCUAGAGUACCUACACGAGAGUGCAGACCCUCCAAUUAUAUUCAAGGAUUUGAAAGCAUCGAGCAUCUUGGUGGACAAUGAUUUCAAAGCCAAAGUCCGUGAUGUUGGAAUGGCCAAGCUUUUUGGUGCAGACAAGAUGAACAACGGACCUCCAAGACUCAUGGGCAACAAUGGUUACUGCGCUCCGGAGUAUGUAAGAGCAGGUCAAAUCAGCAAGAAAUCAGACGUCUACAGUUUCGGAGUUAUCUUGCUGGAGCUCAUUACCGGACGAAGAGCCAUAGACACUACCAGACCAAAUGAAGAGCAAAAUCUAGUUGCAUGGGCAACACCCUUGUUCAGGGACCCGAAGAGAUAUCCAGAUAUGGCGGAUCCGGUUCUUAAAAGGAAUUUCCCAGAUAAAGAUCUGAAUCAAGUUGUUGCAAUAGCAUCCAUGUGCUUACAGGAGGAAGCAGAAGCUCGACCUUUUAUCAGUGACGUUGUAACUGCUCUCAGUUUUCUUUCCGCUGCUCCUGUUGCUGCGCCAGCACCACCCAGUGCUAGUGAAAGCGAAACUGGAUCAGUAUCCAGAAAGGGGAGCCGUAGAUCAUCAGUAGAUGGUGACGGGCAACUUCCGCCGGCGGUUUCCUCUAAAAACAGUCGCAAAGGCAGCAAAAAAUCUUCACUGAAACUGUUAAGCCAGAAGCUAAGCCAAAAAUCCUCUGGUGAAGAUUCUGGGCGGAAGAGCGGGAAAAAGUCCCACAAAGAUCCAAGCCAGAAGAAGAGCAGCAGAAAAUCUUCCCUGAGAGGUUUAAGCCACAAGAGCAGUAAAAAAUCGUCUAGCAGAAAGAGUAGCAAAGACUCGGAGGAUGGAAGCGUUUCCUCAAGCUGCCGUAGCAGCAGUGUGGCAUCAGAUGAUGAAAGGUCCAUGUCAGCUCGUAGCAGCAUGAGGCUGUCACAAGGGAGUGAUCACUCUGACUCAAACAACAGCAGCAGAAGGACAGAGGAUGCCGACCAUAACUUGCUAGAUCGUACAAGCACCAUGGAAUCUGAUGUGGGAAGUGGUCACCCUUUUGACCAAAAUAGCAGCAGUGGAUCAAGCGUUUACUCUCGAUAAAUAAAUUAUCAACCUUGGUACCUCUUGUGAUGAUCAUCACCAGGGACAGCCAUCCAUGCUUGUUCUUUAAUACCUUGAUUUCUAAUUUUGUGCCGCAGUCUGGUUGUUGCUAACACAACCGUUCGUUUGAGCUAUAUAUACAACAUAAUAUGUGGGUUCUUUGAUUUUUAACACUCAUUCUUCAAAAUCAAGCAUCCUUAAUAUUUGUCUGUUGUUCACUAGGCCUAUAUCUAUUGUUUCCACAACUAGAUAUAUAGUAGAGAUAUCCUGAAUUUCACUUGGGCAGCUGUUGCUUGCUGCUAUUCCAAGUGAGAUUCCAGCUUGUUUUAUAUCUAAAUAAACUGAAGGGAAUGUGUUCAUCGUGUUAUACCGAAGGGAAUGUGUUCAUCGUGUUACAGAAGACAGUAAAAAAUAUGUGGGAAUGGAUUUUUCUUUCUUUGG